AUGGCGAAUAUCAUGCUGGGAAAAGCGGCUGAAGUUAAGUUAUCCCAAAUUCCUCUUUCAAAUGACACCAUCAGCGACAGAAUAGAGGACAUGAGCAAAGACAUCUUGGCUCAAAUAGUUGCAGAUCUGAUUUCAAGCCCGGCAAAAUUCAGCCUUCAACUCGACGAGACCACAGACGUCUCCAAUCUAAGCCAGCUUGCAGUAUUCGUGCGCUAUGUGAAAGACGACGUGAUAAAGGAAGAGUUUUUAUUUUGUAAGCCUCUUACAACAACAACUAAGGCAGCCGAUGUGAAGAAACUUGUGGAUGACUUCUUCAAAGACAACAAUCUUUCGUGGGAUAUGGUUUCUGCAGUUUGUUCGGAUGGAGCUCCAGCCAUGCUGGGAAGAAAGUCUGGUUUUGGUGCGCUAGUGAAAGCCGAUGCACCACACAUCAUUGUUACGCAUUGUAUUCUGCAUAGGCAUGCAUUGGCAACAAAAACCUUGCCUCCAAAACUGGCAGAAGUAUUAAAAAUUGUAGUGGAAUGUGUGAACUAUGUGCGAAAUAGUUCUCUGAGGCACCGCAUCUUCAGGGAGCUGUGUAAAGAAACGGGAUCUGAAUUUGAGGUACUUCUGUACCAUUCCAACGUUCGGUGGUUAUCCCGGGGACAGGUGUUGAAUCGUGUUUUUGCCGUGCGUGUGCAAGAGCAUCAACAUUGUCAUGCAGAUUGCUUCAAAGAUUCUGAGUUCAUUCUCAUUUUAGCGUACAUGACUGAUAUCUUUGCAGCUCUAAAUCAUCUCAAUCAACAGAUGCAGGGCGGUGGAGUCAACAUCAUCGAAGCGGAAGAAAACCUGAAGGCUUUUCAAAAAAAGCUACCGUUAUGGAAACGACGAAUAGAGAACGAUAACUUCGCAAACUUUCCCCUGCUAGACGACUGUGUAAGUAAGAUCGAAGAUGUAUCUGGAAUCAGAGACAUUUCUCUACCCACGGAACUGAAGCAAGCAAUUGCCACGCACUUAGAUGAGCUUGCAACGUCUCUUGAUGGAUACUUCCCUACAAGAGAGUCAUAUCCAGCAUGGGUGAGACAGCCGUUCACAUUUAGUGUUGAGACAACAGAUGUCAAUGAUGAAUACUUCGAUGAAAUCAUUGAACUUCAGCAGAGCCAGGUUCAACAGCAACUCUUCAGAACAACAACGCUCUCAACGUUUUGGUGUCAACAAAUGGUAACGUACCCUGUUAUUGCUAAGAAAGCUCUGGAGUUUUUCAUACCGUUUGUUACAACAUAUCUUUGCGAGCAAUCCUUUUCAAGGAUGCUGGACAUAAAAACGAAGAAAAGGAACAGACUUUGUUGCGAAAAUGACAUGAGAGUGGCACUUGCCAAGGUAAAGCCGCGCAUUUCUGACCUGGUCUCUGAAAGGCAACAGCAGAAGUCACACUGA
Messenger RNA from Bufo bufo (common toad), 1416 nucleotides. Its product is annotated as protein ZBED8-like. Gene Ontology annotation, molecular function: protein dimerization activity. The record is from RefSeq and is a predicted model, not a curated record. The transcript has a single exon. NCBI's taxonomy places the organism in Eukaryota, Metazoa, Chordata, Amphibia, Anura, Bufonidae. The coding region runs from base 1 to 1416 and encodes 471 amino acids.